Molecule: messenger RNA, 5302 nt
Organism: Hemibagrus wyckioides
Lineage: Eukaryota; Metazoa; Chordata; Actinopteri; Siluriformes; Bagridae
Product: mucin-12-like
Exons: 4
Coding region: 626-5155 (1509 amino acids)
Source: RefSeq, a predicted model, not a curated record
GAUUUUUAAAACCCAAUACCCAUAUUUCAGAAAUGUCAUUAGUCUUCAUAAAUAGACACCAGAACUCUUUUUUUUUCUGUUACUAGAAAAUAUUGCACCUGGGACAGACCCCUAAAAUGCCUGGAACUGAGUUCAAGACAAAUAUUUCAGUUUUCGAUAAACCAUAACACUGAUUCUGCUUCUCUCUGACAUUUGAAGUGUUGUAUAAACACUGCAGAGCAUUUUGGUAGCUAAAUAAACUAUAUAAACUUUUUUGGUCUUGAUAAUCCAAGACACACAUGAAAACUGUUAACAAUUCUUUUUUGUCCCUUGAAUAAGAAGAAUUUCAGUAUUUACUGAACAAUAUGAACACCAGUGCUUUAUUCUCUAUAUGGGCAGUAGCAUUCUGCUCAGUGCAUGCACACGAGACCAACCCAUCAGUAGUUUCCCACCUGAAGAAAGUUACUCAGUCUAAUGAGUCACGUGAUGUGUGAGUGAUUAAUAAGUGUCAGGUGACUUGAUUUAGUGGUUUAAAAGGAAGGCUUGCAGGCUCCUGAGCUGUUAUUGUUUUGUGGUUUUAUGAGUCAGCAGUGAAGCAGUAUUACGGCAGGCCUGAAGCCUUCUGCUGGUCACAAGUUUGGUCAAUAUGUGGGAUUGUAAAAGGCUCUGGUUACUCUUCUUUGCUUUGUUAUAUUUAAAAGAUGUAAGGGCUCUUGGAGUGUGGCGUAAAAGGUCUGCACAGGAUUGGUACAGUGUUGCUGCCCAGAUCCCUCUGGCUCUGCCUAAGGAACCUGCCUCCUUUCAUGAUGGAGCCCAAAUGUCCACAGCCAUGAGGAAUGAAGGAUUCCAGCGUCAGAACUUUGUUUUAUAUGCACAAGCUGCAUCUAAUCAAGAUGUUUCAAGCACUGCUCUUCAGAACAGCUAUGGGACUCCAUCUUCAGUAAGAGUGCAAUCUGAUAACACUGUCUCUUCUUCCUUGCCCCAGCAAAGGCCACAAGAUAUUAGUACUUUCCAAACGAGUCAAUCCUGGAUGCAAAAUGCUAGCUCUUACAGUGGUUCUCGACACCAAACCUCAACUGGCUCUGGGCUGUCCCAAGAGUUUGCAAGCCUGUAUGCUGGUCAAUCAAGCUCCUCUCCUGCCUUUAUUGUGACUCAGCCAGCCUCUGUCAGCACUGUGUCCAAUGGUUCAACUUCAAGCUCCUAUAGUGCUUCUCAAAGCCAAGGCUCAACUGGUUAUGGGCUCUCUCAAGGGCUUGCCAGCCAAUUUGGUAGCGUCCAGACACAAGGUACAACUCAGCUGAGCUCUGCCCCAGGUUUAACUGUGAUCCGACAGGCCUCUCCAAGUGUAGUUUCACGUGGUUCAACUUCCAGUAGCUCUGGCACUGGUUCUCAGAGCCAAGGCUCCUCUGUCUAUGGGCUAUCUCAAGGGCUUGCCAGCCAAUAUGGAUAUGGUGGAUUCCAGACACAGCAAGGUACAACUUGGCUGAGCUCUGCCCCAGGUUUAUCUGUGAUCCAGCCAUCCUCUGACAGUGUGGUGUCCAGUGGUUCUGCUGCCAGUACUUCAAGCUCCUACAGUGGUUCUCAAAGCCCCUCAGUCUAUUGGCAAUCACCAAGCUCACUUUCCAGUCAACAUGUUGGUUCACAGGGACAGCAAAGUAUCAAUCAGAUGAGCUCUGCCCCAGGUUUAACUGUGCUCCAGCAGGCCACCCCAAGUGUAGUUUCAAGUGGUUCUACUUCCAGUGCUUCAAGCUCCUACACUGGUUCUCAGAGCCAAGGCUCAACUGGUUAUGGGCUCUCUCAAGGGCUUGCCAGCCAAUUUGGUAGAGUCCAGACACAACAAGGUACAACUCAGCUGAGCUCUGCCCCAGGUUUAUCUGUGAUCCAGCCAUCCUCUGACAGUGCAGUGUCUAAUGGGUCUUCUAGUACAUCAAGCUCCUACAGCAUUUCUCAAAGCCAAGGCUCAACUGUCUAUGGGCCAUCUCAAGGGCUUGCCAGCCAAUAUGGUGGAUUCCAGACACAGCAAGGUACAACUUGGCUAAGCUCUGCCCCAGGUUUAACUGUGAUCCAACAGGCCUCUCCAAGUGUAGUUUCACGUGGUUCAACUUCCAGUACUUCAAGCUCUGGCACUGGUUCUCAGAACCAAGGCUCCUCUGUCUAUGGGCUAUCUCAAGGGCUUGCCAGCCAAUAUGGAUAUGUUAGAUUCCAAACACAGCAAGGUAUAAAUCAGCCAGGUUCUGUUCCUGCCAUUGUGACCCAGCCAGCCUCUGACAGUGCCAUGUCUAAUGGCUCUAGUAUGUCAAGUUUCUACAGUGGUUCUCAAAGCCCUUCUACCUCUUGGCUCUCACUAGCACUUUCCAGACCAUCUGGUAGUGUCCAGACACAUCAUGGCAUAACCCAGCUUGGCUCUCUACCUGGAUUAUCUGUGACCCAGCCAUCCUCUGACAGUGCAGUGUCUAAUGGGUCUUCUAGUACAUCAAGCUCCUACAGUGUUUCUCAAAGCCAAGGCUCAACUGUCUAUGGGCCAUCUCAAGGGCUUGCCAGCCAAUAUGGUGGAUUCCAGACACAGCAAGGUACAACUUGGCUAAGCUCUGCCCCAGGUUUAACUGUGAUCCAACAGGCCUCUCCAAGUGUAGUUUCACGUGGUUCAACUUCCAGUACUUCAAGCUCUGGCACUGGUUCUCAGAACCAAGGCUCCUCUGUCUAUGGGCUAUCUCAAGGGCUUGCCAGCCAAUAUGGAUAUGUUAGAUUCCAAACACAGCAAGGUAUAAAUCAGCCAGGUUCUGUUCCUGCCAUUGUGACCCAGCCAGCCUCUGACAGUGCCAUGUCUAAUGGCUCUAGUAUGUCAAGUUUCUACAGUGGUUCUCAAAGCCCUUCUACCUCUUGGCUCUCACUAGCACUUUCCAGACCAUCUGGUAGUGUCCAGACACAUCAUGGCAUAACCCAGCUUGGCUCUCUACCUGGAUUAUCUGUGACCCAGCCAUCCUCUGACAGUGCAGUGUCUAAUGGGUCUUCUAGUACAUCAAGCUCCUACAGUGUUUCUCAAAGCCAAGGCUCAACUGUCUAUGGGCCAUCUCAAGGACUUGCCAGCCGAUAUGGUGGAUUCCAAACACCGCAAGGUACAACUCGGCUGAGCUCUGCCCCAGGUUUAUCUGUGAUCCAGCCAGCCCCUGACAGUGCAGUGUCCAGUGGUUCUGCUGCCAGUACUUCAAGCUCCUACAGUGGUUCUCAAAGCCCCUCUGCCUACUGGCAGUCACUAAGCUCACUUUCCAGUCAAUAUGUUGGUUCACUGGGACUGCAAGGUAUGAAUCAGAUAAGCUCUGCCCCAGGUUUAACUGUGCUCCAGCAGGCCACCCCAAGUGUAGUUUCAAGUAGUAUUUCCAGUAGUUCAAGCUCCUACCCUGGUUCUCAAAGCCAAACUUCAACUGGCUAUGGGCUGUCCCAAUGGCUUGCUAGCCGCUAUGGUAGUUUUCAAACACGGCCGGGCACAAACCAACUGAGCUCUUUAACUGUGACCCAACAGGUCCCUGAGAGUGGAAUGUCAAGUGGCCCUGUUGCCUCUGGUAUUUCUUCCAGCUCCCUCAGUGGUUCUCAAAGCCCAUCUUCCUCUUGGCUCUCACUAGGGAUUACCAGGCCCUAUAGUAGUACCCAGACACAGCAUGGCAUAAACCAACGUGGCUCUGCACCAGGAUUAACUGUGAUCCAACCAGCCUCUGACAGUGCAGUGUCCAAUGGUUCUGCUACUAGUAUUUCAGGCUCCUACAGUGGUUCUCAAAGCCCAUCCACCUUCUGGCAGUCACUAAGCUCACUUUCCAGUCAAAAUGUUGGUUCACAAAGACAGCAAAGUGUAAAUCAGCUUGGUACUGUACCCAGAUUAACUGUGAUCCAACCAGCCUCUGACAGUGCAGUGUCCAGUGGUUCUGCUGCCAGUACUUCAAGCUCUGGCACUGGUUCUCAGAGCCAAGGCUCCUCUGUCUAUGGGCCAUCUCAAGGGCUUGCCAGCCAAUUUGGUAGAGUCCAGACACAACAAGGUACAACUCAGCUGAGCUCUGCCCCAGGUUUAACCGUGAUCCGACCAGCCUCUCCAAGUGUAGUUUCACGUGGUUCAACUUCUAGCACUUCAAGCUCCUACAGUGGUUCUCAAAGCCAAGGCUCAACUGGUCUACCUCAAGGGCUUGCCAGCCAAACUGGAUACAGAUUCCAAACACAGCAAGGUAUAAAUCACAUGAGCUCUGCCCCAAGUUUAACAGUGACCCAACAGGCCUCUCCGAGUGUAGUUUCAAGUGGUGCUACUGCCAGUACUUCAGGCUCCUACAGUGGUUCUCAAAGUCCAUCUACCUCUUGGCUCUCACUAGCACUUUCCAGACCAUCUGGUAGUUCCCAGACACAGCAUGGUGUAAACCAGCUUGGCUCUGUGAUCCAGCUGGCCUCUGACAGUGUGGUGUCCAAUGGUUCUGCUACUAGCACUUCAAGCUCCUACAGUGGUUCUCAAAGCCAAGGCUCAACUGGUCUACCUCAAGGGCUUGCCAGCCAAACUGGAUACAGAUUCCAAACACAGCAAGGUACAACUCGGCUGAACUCUGCCCCAGGUUUAACCAUGAUCCAACAGGCCUCUCCAAGUGUAGUUUCAAGUGGUUCAACUUCCAGUACCUCAAGCACCCAUACUGGUUCUCAGAGCCGAGGCUCCAGUGUCUAUGGGCUAUCUCGAGGGCUAGCCAGCCAAUCUGGUAGAUUACAGAUGCAGCAAGGUACAACUCACCUGAGCUCUGCCCCAGGUUUAACUGUGAUCCAACAGGCCUCUCCAAGUGUAGUUUCAAGUGGUACUACUUCCGGUCCUUCAGGCUUGCACACUGGUUCUCAGAGCCAAAGUGCAACUGGCUAUUGGUCAUCUCGAGGGCUUUCCAGUCGGUAUGAUUUGCAGACACAGCAAAGCACACAUUUGAAUCAGCAGGCCUCAAGCACUUUAACAUCCAGUCACUCUAAUGUGAAUACUUCAAACACCUACAGUGCUUCUCAAAACCCUAGUUUGUCUCAAGCAGGUGGCAGCUAUCUUGGUGUACGGAACCAGAAUAUCCAGAAACCAGGGGCCUUCAAUCAACAGGUUCCUGCUCUGUGGAUGGGUCGGUACUCUUGUAAAAAUGGUUUCAAUAGCUCAUCUGAUAUUUCCAAGCUUUCCUGAUUUUGUGAAUGCUAAUUGGGCAAUGUCUUGAAUCCUUGCUUGAGUUUUAAAGGACUUCUGCCCUGCUUAACUCUGGUAAAGCCAAGUGUAAUUGUAUUGCUUAACAUGCAUUCUGUCUAAAUGAUCUAUUAAAGCAUUCUUGCAGUA